UGUCGAAGAGGUUUCAACUUUCACCCGAGUCCUGAACCUUCCUCUUCCGUUUCGGUGAAAUCAGGUCAAGAUGGUUCAGCGCCUGACAUACCGCCGUAGGUUAUCCUACAACACCACGUCCAACAAGACCAGACUGUCCCGAACACCUGGUAACCGUAUUGUGUAUCUUUACACCAAGAAGACUGGUAAGGCUCCCAAGUCAGCAUGUGGAAUCUGCCCUGGUACACUGCGUGGUAUGCGUGCUGUGAGGCCCCAGGUCCUGAUGAGGCUCUCAAAGACCAAGAAGCAUGUGAGCAGAGCCUAUGGUGGUUCCAUGUGCGCCAAAUGUGUGCGUGACAGGAUCAAGCGUGCUUUCCUUAUUGAGGAGCAGAAGAUCGUUGUCAAAGUACUCAAGGCACAGGCACAGAGUCAGAAAUCUAAGUAAACGUGUUUGUACUUUAAAAUAAACUUUGCGGAAACAAC
Messenger RNA from Colossoma macropomum (tambaqui), 462 nucleotides. It is a transcript of the gene rpl34, whose product is annotated as ribosomal protein L34. Bases 71 to 424 code for a protein of 117 amino acids. NCBI's taxonomy places the organism in Eukaryota, Metazoa, Chordata, Actinopteri, Characiformes, Serrasalmidae. The transcript is spliced from 5 exons. The record is from RefSeq and is a predicted model, not a curated record. Gene Ontology annotation, cellular component: ribosome. Gene Ontology annotation, molecular function: structural constituent of ribosome. Gene Ontology annotation, biological process: translation.